Molecule: messenger RNA, 1653 nt
Organism: Impatiens glandulifera
Lineage: Eukaryota; Viridiplantae; Streptophyta; Magnoliopsida; Ericales; Balsaminaceae
Product: monocopper oxidase-like protein SKU5
Exons: 5
Coding region: 1-1653 (550 amino acids)
Molecular function (GO): copper ion binding; oxidoreductase activity
Source: RefSeq, a predicted model, not a curated record
AUGAAAGUCUUAACUAAGAUCAUCUUCUUGUUCUUGGUAUCGAUAUUCGCAGUCCGACUCGAUGCUGCUUUCAUUUACAUGGACUGGCACGUCGCGGUUGAUUACACAAUCAACCCCAUAUCAUUUACCCAACCGGUGAUCACCAUUAAUGGAAUGUUUCCAGGCCCGCUUAUAAACGCGACCACCAAUGAUAUUAUUCGUGUCAAUGUCUUCAACGACAUGGAUAUUGAACCCUUACUUAUAACUUGGAACGGGAUACAACAAAGGCUUAAUUCGUGGCAAGAUGGUGUGUCGGGUACCAAUUGUCCCAUUUUGGCUGGCAAGAAUUGGACUUAUGAGUUUCAAGUUAAAGAUCAAAUUGGUAGUUUCUUUUACUCUCCUUCCAUUAACUUCAUCAAAGCAGCCGGUGGCUAUGGACCAAUCCGUGUCAAUAACCGUAAUGUCAUUGCGGUUCCCUUCCCCAAGCCCGAAGCCGAGUUUGAUCUUCUUAUUGGAGAUUGGUUUUACACCGAUUACAAGUUUAUCCGGUCAGCCAUAUCACAGGGAACAGAGUUCUUCAAGCUGCCCGACGCACUUCUAAUGAAUGGGAAUGGUCCUUUCGGGCAUCCAUCGUCGAAAUCUCACGAGUCUUUGACUGUGGAAAAGGGUAAGACAUAUAGAUUGAGGAUAUCGAAUGUAGGGACAGGAUUGAGCUUUAACUUUAGGAUUGAGAAACAUCGGAUGGUGGUGGUUGAGACGGAGGGAUCAUACACGGAUCAGAUUGAGCUAGACUCUCUGGAUGUUCAUGUUGGGCAAUCCUACUCUGUGCUCGUUACAGCAGAUCAAGAAGAUGGUGUAGAUUAUUACAUUGUGGCUUCACCAAAGCUUGUAAACACUAGCACAGACAGUACUAAAGAGACGUUGGUGGCUAGAGGAGUGCUUCACUACAAGAAUUCUAACAUACUGCCCAGUGGACCCUUUCCAAAAGGUCCUGAUCCAUUUGAUCUUGAUUUUUCAAUUAAUCAAGCCAAGUCCAUCAGGUGGAAUAUGACGGCUGGGGCUGCAAGACCUAACCCGCAAGGAACAUUUAACGUAUCAAACGUAACACUUUCACAAACUUUCAUCCUCCAUGGAUCAAAAUCAUAUAUUAAUGGAGCUCCUCGAAAUGUCGUAAACAAUGUGUCUUAUAUCGAUCAAGGCACACCUGUAAAGCUCGCAGACUAUUUUGUCAACGGCUCGGGAAUCUACGAUCUCGACAAAUUCCCCAAACACCAUAUAAGAAAAACGGCUACUUACAAAACCUCGGUAGUAUCCGGGACUCACAAGGGAUGGUUAGAAAUAGUAUUCCAUAAUGAUUUUAGUAAUGCUAUGGACUCUUGGCACUUGGACGGGUUUGGGUUCUAUGUGGUCGGGUUUGGUCAUGGAGAAUGGAGCCCGAGUGAGCGUAGCACUUAUAAUCUGUUGGAUCCGGUGGUGCGAUCCACGGUUCAAGUUUACCCGGGCGGGUGGAGCGCGGUUUAUGCUUAUAUGGAUAACCCGGGAAUGUGGAACUUAAGAUCGCAGCAUUUGAUGAAUUGGUAUUUAGGUCAAGAACUAUAUGUAAGGGUCCAUGAUGAUGAUCCAAACCCGGCUAAGGAACGUCCACCACCAAAUAACCUACUCUUAUGUGGUUAG